Lutra lutra (Eurasian river otter) is the source of this 4113-nucleotide messenger RNA. It is a transcript of the gene RASD2, whose product is annotated as RASD family member 2. The coding region runs from base 1466 to 2266 and encodes 266 amino acids. NCBI's taxonomy places the organism in Eukaryota, Metazoa, Chordata, Mammalia, Carnivora, Mustelidae. The transcript has 3 exons. Gene Ontology annotation, molecular function: GTPase activity; GTP binding. The record is from RefSeq and is a predicted model, not a curated record.
UACAAGGCACUGAGAUCCUAUGGGAUAAACUGAGAGAUGGCUGCAGGCAUGAAGGGGGUGGGGUGGGCAUCUUUAUCUUGGAGUCACUGUCCUGGCUCCCUUAUUAACUACACAGGCCAGUCAUGGGGAUGUUUAAGUAUCAGGGUGCUUAUUUGUAAUAGGCAGAUAAUAUCUUCCCUGUACGGAGGCGGAGGCGGUAAGGAUGCUCCGUGCAUGGGGCAGACAGCCUGGGGUCAGAUCUCUCCUUUGCUGGUUGCUGGCUGUGUGACCAUGAGCAGUUACUAAACUUCUCUGUGCCUCAGUAUCCCCUCCUAUAAACUGGGGGAACACCACCUACCUUCUGGGGUUACUCGGGGCAGGGAGCGAGUGAGUACACGUUAAUCAGGGCGCCCAGGACACUCUGGCAUACGUUGACUGCAAGGUCAAUGUCAGCUCCCACCAGAAUCCGCUUAGAAUCCCUGAUUUUGUUCCUGUACUUAGCACAGGGCCAACACGGCAGGGGCUGGGUGAGUGGUGGUUGUCAGGGCUCCAGGCUUGCUUAGGGUCAGCGGUGUGCCGAGCGGGCUUAUGUGCGCCUCUCUUUGCAGUUCAUUCAUCGAGGUCCUCCUGGUAGCUGGGAAUUGGCCAUGGUGGGAAUGUGUGUGCCAUGGAGGUUGAUAAAUGCUACCAAUAAAAGCUUUUGAAAAAGGUAAUUCUGAGAGCCGGUUUACUGCACUGUGGCUCUCAGUUGGACAGGGCGCCAGUCGGGGCAGACGCCUGAAUGCCCCGAACAGGGCGUAUGCCAGAAGACACACACAAGAGGUCCCUCCACCUCCAGUCUCUUAGCCUUACAGCAGAGGAUAUUAUGACGUCGGAGAGGGCCUUGGGGUAAAUGGAUGAGGCAUUCCAGGCCCCUGAGCUGGAGAACCCCGGCGGGCCGACCAGUGGGAGCUGGCCUGUACAGUUUCCAGUGCACCCUGAAAAGAGGUGCCUUCUCUGGGCAGAUGAACUCCAUGAAGACAUUCCCUGCUUUCCCACUCAGCUGGGUGCCUUGUGCAGUGACCAGCCUGCACAACUGUGUGUGGCGGCUGGGCAGAGGGCAGGCGGAGGGCAGAGAAGACUGAUAUCCAGCAGGCCUGUAUCCACUUCUAGUUCCUCUUCUCUAGAGGGAGGAGGGAUUCCUGCUGGGGUGGGCUGGGGAGCCAGAGAAGCCUCCAGAGAGGAGGUGGUAUGUGAGCCAGGGCUUGAAGCAUAAAGAGAAGAGGGUGUUCUGGCAGAGGGACCAGCACGAGCUAAGAAGUGGAGGCAGAUCUCAGCAGAGCUCCAACAGAGUGAUGGGCUCAGGGGUUCUGAGUGGAUUCUGACAGAAAGUGGACACCUAGACAGGAGCCCCGCGGAGGAGACCAAGGCGGCCAGCAAGAGGCUGCAGGGCCGGGUGCAGGGUCUCCUGGCGUCGGCUCCCCGCUCCGUGCCGCCGGCCCGAGCCAUGAUGAAGACCUUGUCCAGCGGGAACUGCACGCUCAGCGUGCCCGCCAAGAACUCGUACCGCAUGGUGGUGCUGGGCGCCUCGCGGGUGGGCAAGAGCUCCAUCGUCUCCCGCUUCCUCAACGGCCGCUUCGAGGACCAGUACACACCCACCAUCGAGGACUUCCACCGGAAGGUCUACAACAUCCGAGGUGACAUGUACCAGCUGGACAUCCUGGACACGUCCGGCAACCACCCCUUCCCUGCCAUGCGCAGGCUCUCCAUCCUCACAGGUGACGUCUUCAUCCUGGUGUUCAGCCUGGAUAACCGGGAAUCCUUCGACGAGGUCAAGCGCCUCCAAAAGCAGAUCCUGGAGGUCAAAUCCUGCCUGAAGAACAAGACCAAGGAGGCGGCGGAACUGCCCAUGGUCAUCUGUGGCAAUAAGAACGACCACGGUGAGCUGUGUCGGCAGGUGCCCACCACUGAGGCCGAGCUGCUGGUGUCCGGGGACGAGAACUGCGCCUACUUCGAGGUGUCGGCCAAGAAGAACACCAACGUGGACGAGAUGUUCUAUGUGCUCUUCAGCAUGGCCAAGUUGCCCCACGAGAUGAGCCCGGCCUUGCACCGCAAGAUCUCUGUGCAGUACGGCGACGCCUUCCACCCUCGGCCCUUCUGCAUGCGCCGCGUCAAGGACAUGGACGCCUACGGCAUGGUCUCACCCUUUGCCCGCCGCCCUAGCGUCAACAGUGACCUCAAGUACAUCAAGGCCAAGGUCCUACGGGAGGGCCAGGCCCGCGAGCGGGACAAAUGCACCAUCCAGUGACCGGGAGGGACGCUGGGGUGGGGCUAGGGCAGUGCCUUCCAGGAGGUAGCCUACUGUCCAUGUCCCCCCUCAACGAGACCCCCAACGGCAGCCAUGUUCGAAGGCCUCUGGCACCAGAAUGGGCGACCCCAGUCUCUGACUUCUACGUUCUCCUACCUUUUCACCACUUCCCCUCUGAUUCUGCUUUUCUGAGGUCCCCUGUGCUUCCAGCACCCAAAUCAGGGCCGCCCUAACCUUAGGGCUGUAAGAAAUGCUGAUGCCAGAGGGGCCAGACUCCCUACCCGGAGAGAGACUCCUGGAACAGUCGUAGCCGGGUGGAACCGAGCCCCCCAGAGCAAGGACUCAGGCUUAGCUGUUCCCACCCCCACCCUGGGGGUGGCCCUCAGUUGUCCCUGACGGUGAGCCAGUGGCCGCUGACUGUAUGAAGGAAGAGGAGCUUGGCCAUGCCCUGGACCACGCCCAUCCCUGGACUUCCUGGCCUCUGCUGGCCUCCGCCGUGUCUGUCUGUCUGUCUGUCUGUCUCUCUCUCUCUCGCAGUUUCCUCCCCUCUGUCUGCUGGUUGUGCUUUGAAGUUCUAGCUGUCCUCCCGUUGUGCGUAGCUGUUGGAACAGAAAUCCUUGUACUGUAAAAGCUGCCCCCGCCUCGCUGGCCGGACCCCACUGCCUCUCUUGGGGACCCCUCCCUCCCCCGAUCCUGAUCCCAGACAGGGUUCCGGGGUCCUGCCUCCGGCUAGACACUGCCCUCCGUCAUGAGCGUCACAGUUUACACUUGCACUGUGGGGGCGGGCAGGUUGGGGCUGCUUCUCCUGCCCUCCUCCCACCCCCCAGCCCCCUUCCCUCCCCCGUGUCACAGAGGAGGCGGGUGAGACACGGGGAGGUGGUACGCUUCAGCCCAUCCCUGCAGCACCCGGUCAGGGCAGGGAUCUGCCUCGAACCACGCUGUCUCCUAUUGUGCUUGCUUCUUAAGCAUUUAUUGAGCACCUGCUGGGUGCUGGGUCCACUGUGUGCUAGGAAACAAAGAGGGUGAGCAGUGCACUUUAUGCCUCCCAGGCCAGGCCCUUUCCCAACCCUGGCCUCUUUCCUUCACCCGCAUGGCCUGUGCCCACCCCUGCCGCCCCACUGCCCUUUGCCCUGUGUGCUGUUUGGGGGUGGGGGGAUGGGGGGUGCAGGAGCAGCUGGGAACCGGAGCCGAGCCCGGAGAGGUAGGUGGGAAAGCUCCUUGAGGGUCCCUAGCCUGUGCCUAGCGCUGGACUGCUGCGGACCGGGUGUGGUGGGAUUUGAGCAUGUGGACCAAAGGUCUUGCUGUCUUGUCCUCAGCUCUUAACAAAUAUAUUUUGUAUCUUAAUCUCCUUCAAAAUAUUGAGAUUUAGUCCUACCAGGAACCUUAGUGAUCAUCUAGUGACUCUUUCUGAGGCCCAGAGAGGGUGACUGUCUCUCUGGUCCCAACGCACACGGCAAGUCUGUGACUGGCAGGAGUGGGGCUAAGUCUGGGUAUCGGGCACACCCCCCCCAUGCUUCCUCAGCCCUGGGUGGGGGGAGGGGCCCUUCAGAAACCAGAGCGCCUUUUCCCUAACCGUUUCUCCAGAUCGUCCUUUGAGGGUUCCUGUAAAUUCUGUGUACACACACGUGAACACCGAGUUCUACACGGGCCCCAAUCCCAGCUUGCCAUACCCUAUCCCUCUCCCCUGGCACCCCGCUUCCAUGCCCUCACCCAGCCCCAGCCUGCACCCUCUAAGCAGACCGGGUACCAUCGCCAGGACAGGUGUGUGGCCUGGUCCCACCCCAUGAUGUCCCCCUGCUGCCCCAGAUCUCUGUGUACGCUACCAAUUAAAGUGGGUUUGUUUCUAA